Cyanistes caeruleus (blue tit) is the source of this 1802-nucleotide messenger RNA. Lineage: Eukaryota; Metazoa; Chordata; Aves; Passeriformes; Paridae. The record is from RefSeq and is a predicted model, not a curated record.
GUGCCCGACCCUGCAUCCCCAAGGAUUUUGGGCACGGCUCGCUGGUUUGUGUGUGCAACGCCACGUACUGUGACACGCUGGACCCCCUGGUCCUGCCGACCCCCGGCUCCUACGUCAAGUACGAGAGCAGCAAGGCCGGCAAGCGGCUGGAGAGGAGCGAGGGGAGAUUCCAGAGCAGUCUGCGCACCCCAGGGCUGCUGCUGACCCUCAACAUCUCCACGCUGUACCAGCAUGUGAAGGGCUUCGGAGGGUCCCUCUCUGAUGCUGCUGCCAUGAACAUCCUGAAGCUGUCACAGCCAGCCCAGGACAACCUGCUGCGCUCCUACUUCUCUGAGAGCGGGAUUGAGUACAACCUCAUCCGGGUCCCCAUGGCUUGCAGCGACUUCUCUGUGCGCCCCUACAGCUACGAUGAUGUCCCUGAUGACUACGAGCUGAAACACUUCAGGCUGGCGGACGAGGACGUGAAGAUGAAGAUUCCCCUCCUGCGCCGAGCAUUGGCCAUGAGCAAACGGCCGCUGUUGCUGUUCGCCAGCCCCUGGACCGCCCCAGCCUGGAUGAGGAGUAACGGGGAUGUCCGUGGGAAAGGGGCUCUGAAGGGGAAGGCAGGGGACAAGUACCACAAGACCUGGGCCAACUACUUCAUCAAGUUCCUGGAUGAAUAUGCCAAACACAACGUGACUUUCUGGGCAGUGACGGCGCAGAACGAGCCGCUGGCGGGGCUCUUCACGCCCCCCCAGGCCCCCACCAUCGCCUUCACGGCUGCACAGCAGCGGGACUUCAUCGCCCAGGACCUGGGCCCCGCGCUGGCCCGCAGCCCCCACCGCACACGGCUCCUCAUGCUCGACGACCAGCGCAUCCACCUCCCACACUGGGCCAAAGUGGUCCUGGGAAAUUCCACAGCUGCCCGUUACGUGGCUGGCCUGGCGGUCCACUGGUACCUGGAUGCCAUUGUCCCGCCCGGCUGCAGCCUGGAGGCCACCCACAAGCUCUUCCCCGACCAUUUCCUCCUCUACACGGAGGCCUGCACUGGCUUCUUCAUGUUCCGCUUCGCCGUGUCCCUGGGCUGCUGGGAGCGGGGGGACCACUACAGCUACAGCAUCCUGACGGUCAUGAACCACUUUGUGUCUGGUUGGACCGACUGGAACCUGGUCCUGGAUCUGGAGGGAGGCCCCAACUGGGUCAAGAACUUUGUGGACAGCCCAGUCAUCGUGGAUGGCAGCAAGGACGUUUUCUACAAGCAGCCCAUGUUCUACCACAUGGGGCACUUCAGCAAGUUCAUCCCCGAGGGCUCCCGGCGGGUGGGGCUGCACAGCAGCCGCCGUUGCCUCCUCUGCCAGCUGGAGCACGUGGCCGUCCUGCGCCCCGACGGUGCUCUUGUCCUGGUGGUCCUCAACAGGUUUGGCCGGGAUGUGCCAUUUGGAAUCCAGGACCCUGCCAUGGGCUUCAUUGAGACUGUGGCUCCAGCCCACUCCAUCCAGACAUACCUGUGGCGCCAGCAGUGAGAGCCAGGGGAGUGCUGGGGGGCUUUGGGGGGCUCCGGAGGUCAACUCUUCCUCCACAUUCCUCAGGAGUGGCAGCAGAUGCCAGGAGUGCAGCCCCUGCACGAGGGGCUCCGUGUGCUCCUGGCACCGGGGUCUGGCCAGGCCUGCUCCUUCCCAGCCUCCCCUCCCUCCCAGCUCUUCCCAUCCCUCUGGAAGCUCCCUCUGCAGCGGCUCCUGGACCACACUUCCACACGUGGCCCCCUUGAAACCUUCGCGUGUGUCGCGGGCGCCAAGUAAAGCCAUGACGCUCUCCCUCCGGAA